CUUUGACUUUCUUUCCAAAUAGAAAAUAACCAUUACUCUUCCUUUCUUCCUCCCAUGGUCGAAAGUAAUAAACGAAACUCACUCACGUUUCCGUUUGGCUUACGAAUUCCUGGACGCAGCAACAGUGUCAAGUCCUCAUCCACUCCACCAUCACACACACCUACUGCAAAACGCACAUCCUCCGCUACUACAACAAUAAGUAACCAGCAACAGCAGCAAUAUACAAUGUCGGCUCCUCCCCUUGAACGUCCACCAAGUAGCAACAGUUUCCAUCUUGCUCGCGGGAUCAAUAAUAAUAGCGCAACACACCAACAACAACCGGUGAUUAGCGACAGUGAUGAGGAGCGAGUCAAAACGCCAGCGUCACCAACAGGUAGUCCCAAUACAAUAAGCAACAACGAAGUACCAGAGUCACCUACAGCACGGCAGGACUCGGAAAGCUUGAAUUAUGUCAACAUAUCAGUAGAUGUUCAAGCUGGUCCAAAAAACCGAGCCCAGGCAAUCAUCGAUCGCUUUGGUGCCUGGCAAAUCAUUCUUCGCGAAAUUUUGAUAUGGUUAGAGCAAGUGGGGAGAAUCAACUUGCAAAGCAGCGAGCUGUAUUACCACAAAGUGUUACCGCAUGUCGAUUGGAAUGACAGUAGUGUCAAGCGCGGCACGCCCAUGGCAUCGAUACUUUACGGCUUCCGUUCAUUGACUGCCCGCGUUGCAUCCACGCAGCAUUCUGCUGGCAACAAGCUCUUGAACGAAUAUAUACCUGAGCUCGAGGCCUUGGCCAAGGAAUGCAAACGAAAAACCCAGACGCUCGACCAAGACCGUCAGUUUCGAAUGGACGAGCUGUUGCGACGCGCUGAUACAACACAAAAAACAAUUUCCCUGCUCAGUAAACAGUGUCAAGCGGCAGCAUCGACAGGGGGUCAUGUCUCACAGGAUCCUUGGCUCACGAAUCUUCAUGUCUUGCGUUAUUUGCAACGAGAAAUUCAAGAGGACAAUCGUCUUCGAACGGCCAUCAUCGACAUCCAGCAUCAAUCUGCAUUAUUUGAGAAGCGCAUCAUUCACGCACUCAAAAAAGCUGCUCAGUUCUGUUACGAUCACUAUGGAAACAUUGCCGUGUCACGGGAAACAGCACGGAUCCAGCGCAUGAUCGAAAAAAUGGACACCGAGCGCGAAUGGCAGCAAUUUUUGAGCAGCGAGGCCAGAGAUCUUGUUGUAGACGAAGUCACUCCGUCACGUAACUACCUUUUCAUCAAUUACAGCAAUAAGUUCCAUCCUGCCGUAAUGACUCUUGCCAAAGGCAACUUGGAACGUCGCACGGGUGGCAUUCGCAAACAAUACACUAAACGCUACUAUGUUUUGACGCAAUGUGGGUUCCUGCAUCAGUUCCAUGAAAAUGACAAGGUUAACCCAGAGCUUUCAAUAUUUAUUCCGAGGUCCACCGUUAUUCCGUCCAUUGAUAUUAGCCAUCUAGCCCACGAUGAGCAUGGUGGUAAUUACACUGUUGAAAUUCGACGAUCGGCAGCACUUCAACGUGACAAAGUGUAUAUACUCAAGGCGAGCUCGCGGGAAGAGCUGGUCGCCUGGUGUCGCUUGUUGGUUGAUAUUGCGACACGUAACCAUGGUCAUUCUGCAACAUGGAAAAAGAUUCAACGGAAAAGCAUGUUACCUGGUGAUAAUGAUGAUCCUACUACUGGAACACUAAGAAUUGAUACCACUUCCGUUGCGUUACAACGAUUAAGCACUAAUGCUGGCAAUGGCAGUCGACAAAACAACGGCAGCAGUAGUGCGCGACGAACAAGUCAAGCUCCUUUAUCCGCUCCAAUGACAGUAGAUCCACCCGUCACUACGACAGUGGAGACAACAACAGAUGGUGCCGCAGAUACAUCUUUUUCGUCACUGGGAUCCCCGCGUGAAGAGUAUUCCACCUCUGUUUCUCAGUUAGAAGAAAAAGGUUCCAAAGCCACUGAAGACGAUAAUAGUCGUGACCGUGCCACUAGCAUUCCGGACAAAGGCAAAGGACGAAUCAAGGAAAUAAUUGAAGCAGUGGUGGAGCCCAUAGCAGACAGUGCGGCUCCGAAAGAAACAGCUGUGGUAGCAACAAUACUGCGUAGCAACGAAACAGCUUCACUUAAGGCAAAAGCAGAGGACCGUCACGAAGAAAGGGAUGAUCAAAAGACACCGACAAAAGAGACUGGACCUAUACUUCUGGUCAAUAGUCGCUCAGAUCAACAAGUAGAGUUACCUCCAGCAAACGACGAGCCCCAACGACACUUAACACCGCCUCUUGGCGAGGCAAAGGACGAACGAAAAGAUACUACGACCAAUACUGACGAAAGUAACGCAAAGGCAACGGAGAAAGAAGGAGGAGAAAUUACAAACUUGGAAAAGCAGGCGUCAUCAGAUGAUAGCACCGGCAAGAGCUCCCCAGAAGCGAAACGAUCUUCUACUGCAUUAAUGUACUUCGUCAGUUAUCUCCCGCAACUUAACAAUACUUUUUCGACGGCACAAAGUAGUGACCAGCCCACCACUACAGCAAGUAAUCGAAACAGCAAUCAAUCAUUCCAAUCUUUACCAGAACAGCCGUCUUCUAGUGAAGAGACCACGUCACGGCAGUAGUAGCAGCAGCAGCAGCAGAAGGAGUAGAAAAGUGAACAGCUCUCUGCUAUUCUGGUUGUUGUCCUGUAUAUGAAUAUGCAAUAUCUAGUUCUAGUGUAUAAAGGUUAUUUAACACGGCAGCAUAUCGUUGUCAUCUAUUUCAAGAAGAAACAAGGAGUAUUACCAUGCGCAUAUAAACUGCACUUUUCUUCAAAGCAAGUUUUACUGUUACAUAGCUAGUAGAGCAGCAUCGCAUAUAAGCGUAUAUGUAACGUGUGUCGUUGACUUUGUAGUGCUUUCUGUCAAUAAUCACGAAGGAUCACAUACAAAUAAAAUUCCGG
Molecule: messenger RNA, 2930 nt
Organism: Zychaea mexicana
Lineage: Eukaryota; Fungi; Mucoromycota; Mucoromycetes; Mucorales; Lichtheimiaceae
Exons: 3
Coding region: 55-2610 (851 amino acids)
Source: RefSeq, a predicted model, not a curated record